This is a messenger RNA of Canariomyces notabilis, 6149 nucleotides long. RefSeq lists its product as uncharacterized. The transcript is spliced from 3 exons. The coding region runs from base 180 to 6056 and encodes 1958 amino acids. Gene Ontology annotation, biological process: proteasomal ubiquitin-independent protein catabolic process. Gene Ontology annotation, cellular component: cytosol; nucleus. Gene Ontology annotation, molecular function: peptidase activator activity; proteasome binding. NCBI's taxonomy places the organism in Eukaryota, Fungi, Ascomycota, Sordariomycetes, Sordariales, Chaetomiaceae. The record is from RefSeq and is a predicted model, not a curated record.
CGAAUUAGUUCCACUCUUGUCGCCGUCUCCAUCCAGUCUUCCCGGCGGAUCCGUAGCUCAGUCCACGACGCCACAUCCUCCUGCGACUGAACCAGCCGGGCUCUGCCGUCGCUGUCGCUUCAUACCGGCAAGCCCUGUCGGAGCGAGUGAGGUGCGCUGCAAAACAACAUAGUACAGCUAUGGACGAGUCGUUCGAGGCGCAUUCUGGCGCUGCCGCGGCCUUUGCUGCCUCGGCCGGCGGCGUGGCCCCGCCGCUGCUGUCCGGCCUGUUCCCUUCGGUCGAUACCAUCUCGCGUGCCACUUCGCCCGGUCUCCCGUGCGCCGAGCAUCAGAAUGAGGACGACAAGAAGCGGUACCGCCCGCGAACCUUCAGCUACUUCCGACUUCUCCCAUUCGAUGUCGAGGACGAGUCACACCGGGACGCCGCUCUCCGGGGCAUACUGAAGAAUCUGUACAUUGCCAUCAUGGCCGAGGAUUUUUCGCCAGGAGCCCUGCACUGGACACGCGAGCUCCAGGGCUGGUUGAAUCUCAAGUUUGAGAUGACCAGGGAUCUGCGCGCUAGGCUUGCGCGUCUCUACUAUGACCUUUCUCUGGCUCGAGGCCUGGAUAGCAAUACGGCCGACCGGUUUUCGAGGAUGGUCAUCACCCUGACAAGAAAGAGGCACUACUUGAAGCCUGGAGAAGACUUGACCCUAGAUUGGCGGCCGCUGUGGAAGGAGAUGAAGGCGCUGGUCCUGCCCUCGGAGGCCGGGGCGCAUCAGGGGAUGCGUCGACGGUCACAGAAGCACCUCAUGAAGCUCUGCCUGCACGUUAGCUCGUAUUUCGACCCCAAGGAGCGGCGGGCCAUCCUUGAUGAGCUGCUGCCUUACUUCAGCACUUCAGCAACGGCGAAUGCCUACAUCGUGGUUGGCGCGCUCAAUGUGCUGUUACCUACUGGCCCUACGCCUCCUACCGAGGCCCAGUCUCAGCCUUCGGACUUCGUUCCGACUUUCUUCCACCUGUGGUCCCUCAUGACGAGGUCGAAAGCAUUUGAUGUUUCCUUCAUCGACAUCUUCUCUCGCAUGGCUCGCGACUAUCUGGGAUGCGCGCAUACCCCAUUUACCGAGCAUGGCAUCUUCACCCGCGAGCAAUCUGACCUCAUUUUCACGGCAAUCUUGAGAUUGACCGAGAUUCCUGUCGGACAGGCCAACUCACCAUACACCUCGCUCGACUACACCGCUGGAUUAGGCGUCUAUCUGGAAAAGGAUAAGAAAAAGUAUCCAGUCCCCUAUAUGAUAGCGAGAUGGAUCGUCCACUCUCUGUCUCCACUUUGCCUCGGGCAAGAGAGUUCCAUCCUCUCCAGCCUGGAGGGAUUGAUGGAGUCGAUUGACACUUUCUUUCACCCCUCGAACCAAGGAUCUUGGACCACCUUCCUGGCCCAGCUGACCUUCUUCUUGACCGAUAUUUUUGUCUCUCGCUGGAACCGCGAGCAGAGUGGCGAGUUAGACGUGCCUCCGGAGAGACGUAUCAACGACGAACUGAAGAGACGGUUCGUGCUCGCGCUCAAAGAGGUGACCUUCAUGGGGCUCUUUGGCAAGAGCUCCAAGGUGGUUAACUACUACUACUCAACCCUUCAAGGUCUCGCUUUUCUUGAACCAGACUUGAUGCUUCCCGGCGCCUUGCAACGAUUCUACCCUAGCCUGCAAGGGCUUGUCGAGGUGCACCGGACGACGUCGAGUCUUUGCGGGCUGCAGAUGAUUGCCAAUAUCAUGGCAAAGCAUAAAGGGUAUCGCUGCCAUAUCACUGCGUUACUGGCGCUCGCGCUCCCUGGCAUUGAUGCGAAUGACUUGGGCAAGACACAAUACACGCUCAACUUUAUACAAAGUGUCGCUUACAGUAUUCCGUUUGUGCCGCUUGCCCACCAGGAUGACAAGAUCCACGACACAAGUCUCGCCAUGAACUGGGUGCAGGCCGAAGUGGAGAGAAUGGAACGCGAAGGACAGGACGUGAAGAUCAAUUACAAUGAAGAGCUUACGGAUGAGGACGAGGCCAAUAUUUUGCGUUCGUCGACCGCCGGCCUGGGUGAAUUCGUGCUGGCCCUGUUGGGCAAAGUCUUCGCCUUGCUGGAGAACCUCCCUGAUUCGAGCCACCUGCGCUCAGGUUCGCCUGAGGACAAUGUAAUCAAUACAUUGCCUGCCGCCCUCACGCCGCUCUUCGCAUCUCUUUCACCGGAACUCUUCGACAUGGUCUUGGAAAAGCUGGCAGCCUUCGUUACAAGCCAUGUUGUGCACCAGGCUCGGGAUGCAAUGGCAUGGAUAUGCAAUGCGCUGUGCAAAGUCAACCCGGAGAAGACUCUCAAAGUCUUUAUUCCAAUGCUCAUCGUCAACAUCCGCAACGAGAUAGACUACGGUGCCGCAUCCGACAGGAGCAGCGGCACAGAGGUUCUGCCCCGGGACCGCGCCCUGGUGUGGAAUGUCAGCAUGCUCAGCAUGUGCGUUGUGCACGUGGGCAACGAGGUUUUGAAGUACAAGAAGGAGCUCUUUGACAUUGCGCAAUACAUGCAAGAGAAGUGCCGAGGUCUCCCCACAAUCCACAUCUCGAACUACAUUCACCACCUGCUCCUCAACUUGACACACACGUACCCUAUUGAUAACGCCCUCUACGAGCCUGAUGUCGUAGCCCGUGGCUUGGACAUUCAUGACUGGGGCCGCACAACCGCUCCGUCAGAGCUGACCAUCAAGUGGCAUCGCCCUUCGCACGCCGAAAUCCUAUUCGCGGUUGAACUGUUUGAGAGCCAGGCCAACGACGCCGCUCAAAGAAUAGAGCAGCUCAUGAGCGAUGACCCUCCGGUCAGCAGGAAAGGGAAGAACAAAGAGUGGUCAGACGAGCUCUCCCGGAGCUUGACUGCGCUUCGGUUGAUCAUUUCCGGCAUUUCCACUCUCUUUGACCCGACUCGAGCUUCCGGGGAGAGGAGUGGCGAGAGUAUCAACGGCAGUGGUGUAACCGACACUGAGGGCGAUACAAUGAUGGAGGAAGAUGACGACCCUCUUGCUGAAGUGGCUGACGACGAGGAACUCAAACGCCAGAUCCACUACCCGGCCGGCUAUCCCUUGAACCCCAAGGAUCCGAUAUACGACCGCAUCCACGAUUUGCGCGAGGACAUUGGAAGGCUGCUCUCCAAGACCCACGCCUUCUUGAAUGCAAACCAGGAGGACGAUGUUGCAUGCUUCACCUCCCUUUAUGCAACAUAUAGGACUUGGAUUACGGACGUUGGCAUCGAACGAUCCGCCCAUCCACUGGAACGUCUUGUUCGGUUGUAUAGGGCCGAUAUCUCCCCUUUCAAGAUCAGCGGGCUCCGGAAAGUCUAUCCGCGACCCCUGCUCAUCAAGCGCGCCGAUGCUUACCAGCUCCAGCGUGUCAAAUACAACUCGGCGUACCGCAAGAAGAGCGAGCUCGACAAGCGCUUGCUGCUUGAUCUCGCUGAAUCCUGUACUUCCUUGUACGCAGACGUGCGUCGAGUCGCGCAGGGUGCCCAAGAUUCAUCCCUCAAAGCCCUCAUUGGUGGGCGACCUCUCGUGAUUCCUGUUAUUAUGGAAAGAUUUCGCAAGGCUCUCAACGAGAACGAUCAUGACCGCGUUAAAGGCGCCAUGUAUACGCUGCUUUUCACGACGCUGAUCAAGACGUUGAUGCGCGACUGGCGGUUCGCCCCGGACCUCAUGCGGCUCUACAUCCAGACGGCUGGGGUGGACAAGGAAUCGAUUCAGAGUCUCGGCUCCUCUGCGCUCUACCCUCUCCUUGAAUUCGGAAAACCCUUUGAGCGCAUGGUCAUAUUCGACAGCACUGUCCUCAAGACGAUCGAGCCCGCAGAUGACUGCUCUGCCAUCAUCAAGCGUCGGAACGACUUCAUCCUGGACCGGCGCACCAAGGUUGAGGAGAAGAAGGCCGCGCUAGGCUUGGAGCUUACAAACCUGGCAAAGGCAUCCCAUUGGAAGAUUGCAAACAGGUGUACCAUCUUUGCCGUAAACCUUUGCCUGCGAUUCGAGACGCUUGCGGACCCGGAGUUCAUCGCUCUGAUCGCCAAUGGGGUCAAUGACCCCCAUCCCGGUCUGCGAUCCAAUUAUCUCGCAGCGUUUUCCGCCAUUUUCACAGCGAUAGAUUUACGUGCAGUUUACGGCCAUGACUACAGGAAGUUCCUCCUUGAGGACGAGAUUGCCGAGAACAAGUUUGACGUGCCCGUCCCGUCGGAUGACCCCCUCCUCACCGAGAAGUAUCUAGCGCAAUUCGAGAAGUACGAUGGCAUCGACUACUUCGUCGACAGCGACUACCCUGGCUGGUUGGUGUGGGGAAAGAAGAUCACGGUUUCGAGCGCCAACCCGAAGCCCUUCCUGGCGUAUGACGAAGUCGAGGAGGCCGUGCGGGAGCAGAUUGGAAAAAUAAUCACAAAGGAUUGGUUCAAACAAUGCUUUGAAUAUCUCAAACAGGAGCCAAGGGACGCCUCGGCGGACCGCUUCCGCAUGCAGAACUUUGUGCUUCUCAUGAACGUAUUUGACCUGAUGCACUACGGGAAGACCGCGGCCACCUUUGACGAUAUUGUCGAUUUGGUCAAGGACGUGUAUGGCGACGGCAACGACAAGCACCAACACCGCGCCACGGCCGAGAUCGUUGGAGCGCUGCUCUCGGGCAGCGUGGAUGAUCCGAGGGACAUUCGCGACCGGGUCUGGAGCUUUGCUGCUCCCCUGAUGCUCAAGAUCAUUGCAGACGAUUUGACACCUGAUAACCUGCAGUAUUGGAUGACGUGCUUACACGUCGUGGUCGACUCCAAGGAUCCACGGCGGUGCAAAGAACUGACCGAGGCGCUGGCGUCCUUCCGGCUCGAUAUGAACUCGAAUGCAGCCUUCAAGGAGUCAUCCAAGGUCCAGCUCGUCGAGUUCAUCGUUAAUGAUGCCGGCUGGCAUUUCCGCCAUGAGAAGCCCAUCCUGGAGGACUGCCUCGCCCACAUCGACCACCCAUACAAAUCGGUCCGAGAGUCUAUCGGCCGCAUCAUCGCGACCAUCUACCGGACGCGGUACCACGAGUCCUUCAAGGACGUCUCAAGCCUCCUCGAACAGAACAGAGCCGAGUCAUCAAUUGGGCUCCGCCCGUACACGCCGUCUGAGGAGUUCUCGGCCACCAUCCAUGACGUCUUUUCCCGCCUCGAAAAGUGGCGCCACGAACGGGCCCCAGGCCAACAAACCCCGUCCAGCUACACGUCAGGCUCCAAAACGGUCCUCAUCUGGCUUGACAGCAUGCUGUCCUCUCAGGAAUGCAUCCAACUAGUGCCCUUCUUCCCCGACCCGUUCAUCGACCAACUGCUACACAUGAUGGACGUCAAGGAAGACCCGGAACUGAUGAAGCUGGCGUACCACGUCUACCGGCAUCUGCCUAACAUCCCCUUCCGGAGCGGCGAGGACGACGCCUUCAUCGCGGCACUCAUCCGCGUCGGUAAGACGGCCUCGUCGUGGCACCAGCGCCUGCGCGCCCUCGUCAACAUGCAAGUUGUCUACUUCCGCCGCCUGUUCCUGACGCAGCCCGCGCAGCGGCAGAUGCUGUUUGACGCGGUCGGCGACAUGCUCUCGGACACGCAGCUCGAAGUCCGCGACUGCGCGAGCGCCACCCUCGCCGGCAUGAUCCGCUGCUCCCCGGCCCGAGUACGCAAUCCCAUCAUCUACCAGCUCAAAGACCGCUUUGAGGCCCAGCUGCGAAUGAAUCCCAUGCCCAAGAAGAAGGUCCCUGGCACCGACACCCCGGUCGACAUGCAGAAGCAGAUCGUCCGCCGCCAUGCGGCCGUUCUGGGGCUCGGCGCCCUCGUCGAGGCGUUCCCCUACGCCACGCCCCCGCCGAGGUGGAUGCCCGAGGUCCUGGCUCUCCUGGCUACCCGUGCGGCUAGUGACCCCGGUGUGGUGGGCAAGGCGACUAAGGCCAUUUUGGCGGAGUUUAAGAAGACGAGGCAGGACAGUUGGAGUGUUGAUCAAAAGUACUUUACCAGCGAGCAGCUUGAGGAUUUGGAGGGCGUGCUUUGGAAGAGCUACUUUGCUUAGCCUCAUGUAGCCUUCGCGUCGACGUGGUUGUCCCGAUCCCUGCUCACCUGUCGGUGCGGGGACCGGAGAAAAGAAAGAUACGAUGGCAAAAAG